Messenger RNA from Hymenoscyphus albidus, 765 nucleotides. The record is from the annotation of a GenBank genome assembly. NCBI's taxonomy places the organism in Eukaryota, Fungi, Ascomycota, Leotiomycetes, Helotiales, Helotiaceae.
AUGCCAGGUCAGUCCAAAUCAGGUUUGUCAACCUUUACCAUAAUGCCAACCAUCAUACUCAGAAACUGAUUCAAGAUGACAGGCCACUCCAGCCCCAACACUGCAAAGCCAGCUGAUCCCAGCAUGGAUAGUGCAGAAACCACACCCUUCACGAAAGGCAAGAGAAAGAAACGAGAUUGGAUUACUCCUGGCACUCUUCGGAGUCAAUUGUAUCCUGGUGAACAACCCGAUUCUAAGAAGCAAAAGACAUCCUCUCUGUCAACACCAAUUACGGGUGCGAAAAGUCUCAGCGUCUCGCCAGGCAAGAUAACACAACCAAAAGAGCAAAAGGAAUUGCCUGAGGAAAACCAAUCCGGACAAGUAGAGUCACAAUCCACCUACCAUAGAGCGACCAAGCGCAAACGAACUAACACAGAAGUAAUCUACACCUCCGAUGAUGAGGGUCCAUCUUCCGUCAAGAGACCAAGAGUUACGCAGAAUCGAAGUUUGAGUCGUAAGAUCACCAACACGAAGAAUGAUAUUGGCAGACCUCGCCAACUCAAGCCGUUCGAUAAAUAUCACUGGGCGACAUUCGGAACUCCCCCACCUACGUUUCACCCAUUAUACUCGAACUUCCUGGGAUACGAGGAGAAAGAUGCAGAAUUUGCGAAGAUUUUCGACGAAGAACACAAUCCCUUAUUUCGAGCACCUACGCCGCCAGCCAUGUCAAAUACAGCAAUCAAACCAGGCGACGGCUUUCCACCUUUUCUGCAAACUACCCCUUGA